Etheostoma spectabile (orangethroat darter) is the source of this 2431-nucleotide messenger RNA. RefSeq names its product phosphodiesterase 6G, cGMP-specific, rod, gamma, paralog b (gene pde6gb). NCBI's taxonomy places the organism in Eukaryota, Metazoa, Chordata, Actinopteri, Perciformes, Percidae. Gene Ontology annotation, biological process: positive regulation of G protein-coupled receptor signaling pathway; positive regulation of epidermal growth factor receptor signaling pathway; visual perception. Gene Ontology annotation, molecular function: cGMP binding; 3',5'-cyclic-nucleotide phosphodiesterase activity. Gene Ontology annotation, cellular component: photoreceptor outer segment membrane. The record is from RefSeq and is a predicted model, not a curated record.
GGCCCUGACAGGAAGCCCAGCAUAGCACCACACUCAUCUGCUGCACAUACACACACACACACACACACACACACACACACUCGUCUGGCUGUCCUUCACCCAAGCAGCCGAAUAAAAAGCUAUCGUCACGACGACUACACUUCCGAGAGGGGUCUCUAAAGCCCGCAGCCUGCACACAGGUGUCCCAUAACUGCUCAGAAUGAAUCUGGAGCCGCCCAAAGCUGAGAUCAAGUCGGCCACCCGUGUCACCGGCGGCCCCGCCACCCCACGCAAGGGCCCACCCAAGUUCAAGCAGAGACAGACCCGUCAGUUCAAGAGCAAGCCUCCGAAGAAGGGAAUCCAGGGCUUUGGUGAUGAUAUCCCAGGGAUGGAGGGUUUAGGCACAGACAUUACUGUCAUUUGCCCCUGGGAGGCCUUCAAUCACCUGGAGCUGAAUGAGCUGGCCAAGUACGGCAUCAUCUGAGGCCACGUCGUACACUUCAAACCGUCCGCCGCAGGCUCCAUCUUCCAACUUCCAAUGGAACUAAAGAAAAGAAAAAACAAAAGAAAAAACAACUAACUGUAACAAAAACAAAAAAAGGAAAAAAGAGAAAAGUAAUCUACAAAAAAAGAACAUUUUCUGUCCUCUUUAUCUGGAUUUUUCUUCUGAUUCUGCACUUAGGAUCUGUUGAUUUGAUUCUUUCUCACAUCUCACUAUACUGUUCAUCUGCACUGUUACUCUAAACCGCCAGCGUCCUUUUCUCUUCUCUUGCUGCUCUUCUUUUCUCUCACCUUUCCUCCUCUUAUUUGUUAUUCUUCUCGCAGACCAACAUGUGAAACGAACGCAAGUGAAGCAGCCUCAGAUUGAGUUUAUGUGACAAACCCAUGACCCACUUCAGGUGCUUUCGGGUCUCUUUUCACACGUCUCAGAGGCUUGUCCAUCAACAGCUGAAUAUGUAAAAACACAAAAACCUGAAUUCUGUAGAGACUGGAACACCAGCUUACCGUUGCUGUGACAUUAUAGCGUAACAUUUCAGUUGGAUAACGUUAAUCAAUCAUCAUCACUUUCCCCUCUGUUCUGACCAGCACCUGUGCUGCGUUCCAGGCAACCCGUAACCCGUGUUUUCACAACCCUAUACCUGUGAAAGUGCCCUGGACUUUGAACUUGAACCAGAUCGUUUUUUGACCAACACUGGCGACCCCUGUUGAUGCUGUACGCCGAUGAUUAACAGAGAGAAAUAGAAAUAAAUAGGCAACGUAAAGUAAUACCGCACAUUGUAAUCAAAACAAUACACAUACGAUUGUGAACUACUACAGGUUAUGUUUAAUAAAUGAAGCCAGAAAUACGUUGCAGACUAGAAAGCGCUAGUAUUAGCUAGCGCUAGCUAACGUCAACAUGAGGUAGCUGCUAGCUAACACUAGCUUGAAGGGUUUUGUCGUGACUUUGCCUGGAACGCCACCAAGGCGGGAGUCGUGACUUGAAGUCGUUACUUCCGGGUUAAAAAACUGUCGGGAACGCAGCAUCAGCUGCAUCUGCAGUAUUUUCCUUUAUAAAAAAUUGUUGUUCUCAACUUGAAGAGUUAAGAAACUGAGCUGUGUCCACUCACUGCCCAGCCCCUGUGUUCUUGCUGACAUUCUCCUGUCUAUUGUUCAUGUGUUUAUGGGUGAAUGUUUGUUUUGGGUCUGUAGACUGUUAAAAACUGAAGUCUAAUGCAUGUGGGGAGGUGUUCUCAGUAAAAAAAGACAUCUUUAAAACCAACUGAGAGGAGAAUAAUUGUCCAGUGCUGUGGGCAGUUGUGUGUAUCGUAACCUAUAGCUGAAAUGUCUUCCAGCAUUGUGUGCGCUUUUGUUUUUAACCCUUCUUAUUUGUAUGUCUCCCAUCUAUUGUAUUAAUGUACAAUCUGUAUUUUAUGUUUCUCAUACUUUUACACAGCACUGCUGUGCCCUGUGUGUUUGUAUUUGUGUUUUUAAGAUGGCUGUUUCAACUAUUUCAUCUUUCAUCUUUCAUCCAUCAUUACUGUAUUUGUUUUUCAUUUACUCUCCAUUGUCCUCAUCAUCACCAAUGAUCCUUCAUUCUGUUCACGUUGAGACAACAAAGUAUUACAGACGCAUGCACACCUUGAGUUGCAUUUCGCUUUUCAACUUCUACUGUAGUUCCUGACUUUCAAAAGUCAAUUCAAAUCGAUGCACCUAUAGGCGUAGCUCUAAAUUUUGGGCUCCGUAGAAAGGCAUCCUCUAAGGGCCCCUUCCCACAUCAACAGCUAUUCAUUCUAGCAUCUAGGUUGUCAUAUUUGCUCUGAUGACAUGAAGCUGUUAGUGGAUUUUUUCUUUUUAAAACUUGUUCACAAUGUUUGCACUGUAGUAGUGAGGCACGGCGGAGGGACGAGUGGGACGGAUCACAUCUGAAGACGUGUAAAUUAGAGCUUUGUCCCCUCCUCGGGAUGUGGCAGAA